AUGGCGUCCUCCCCGGCGGCGCUGCGCUUCUACUGCCACCAGUGCGACCGCAACGUCUCCAUCGCCCCUCCCGCAUCCCCGGACGCCGACGUCCUCUGCCCCCGCUGCGGCGGCGGAUUCGUCGAGGAGCUUCCUCCCAACCCAACCCCCCCGCCUCCGCCCCCGUCCGCCGCCUUCUUCGCCUCACCCUCCUUCGACCUCCGCCACCCCAGCGACCUCUCCGCCUUCUUCGGCCCCACCUCCCCCGAGCCGCUCGCCCAAGGCCACUUCGACCCCUCCAACUUCCUCCACGACCACUUCGGCGGCCUCCUCUCCGGCGGCGCCACCAUCCAGAUCGUCCUCGAGGGUGGGCCCGCCCUCGCCCCGCCCCUGGGCCUCAACCUCGCCGACUACUUCGUCGGCUCCGCCGGCCUCGAGCAGCUCAUCCAGCAACUCGCCGAGAACGACCCCAACCGCUACGGCACUCCUCCCGCCGCCAAAUCCGCCGUCGCCUCGCUCCCUGAUGUUGCUGUGUCAGCCGACAUGAUGCAGGCCGACGGCGGCGCCCAGUGCGCCGUCUGCAUGGACGACUUCCACCUCGGCGCCGCCGCCAAGCAGCUCCCCUGCAAACACGUCUUCCACAAGGACUGCAUCCUCCCGUGGCUCGACCUCCACAGCUCCUGCCCGGUCUGCCGCUUCGAGCUGCCCACCGACGAUCCCGACAACAACCACACCCACCAGCAGCAGCACGCCGCGUCUCCAGCUCCCGCUCCCUCGGCCACCUCCCCCAGGGUGGCUGAGCGGAGGUUCAGGAUUUCACUGCCCUGGCCUCUCAGGGUCGCCUUUGGUGCUGCCCAGGCAGAGAGCAGCAAUCCCAACAACGAUGACGCGCCUCCGUCUGGGUCUGGCGGCAACGAUAAUGACAACGAUGCAGGUGGUGGCCCUCAAUCUCAUACUGGAUACGAUGAUCUUGACUGA
Miscanthus lutarioriparius is the source of this 957-nucleotide messenger RNA. The record is from the annotation of a GenBank genome assembly. NCBI's taxonomy places the organism in Eukaryota, Viridiplantae, Streptophyta, Magnoliopsida, Poales, Poaceae.